Selaginella moellendorffii is the source of this 1619-nucleotide messenger RNA. RefSeq names its product phosphoserine aminotransferase 1, chloroplastic-like. The transcript has a single exon. The record is from RefSeq and is a predicted model, not a curated record. Bases 155 to 1465 code for a protein of 436 amino acids. Gene Ontology annotation, biological process: L-serine biosynthetic process. Lineage: Eukaryota; Viridiplantae; Streptophyta; Lycopodiopsida; Selaginellales; Selaginellaceae. Gene Ontology annotation, molecular function: O-phospho-L-serine:2-oxoglutarate transaminase activity; pyridoxal phosphate binding. Gene Ontology annotation, cellular component: chloroplast stroma; cytoplasm.
UAUUUUAUCGAAUAUGCUUGUCAAACAUGGUUGGUUGGUGUGAUCUCAGCAACCCAGGAAGGAGAAAGGAAGGAAGAAAGACGUACUUAACAUUCCCAUUGUUAUUAUUUAACCGAGCACUGGGAGCUAGGGUUCUUGAGAGGGCGACCGAUCGAUGGCGGCAAAUGCGGGCAUGGCGCGCGCGCUGGUGGCCCGAUCCACAUUCCUCGGCGGCGAUGGGCGCUGCUCGUCACCGGCUUCACAGGUAUCGCCAUUCUCCCGCGUCAGGAUCGGGCACCCCGAUCGGCGGCAGCGCGAGAUUUCGUGCACGGCGACGGUAGGCACCGGGAUUGCGCCGUCGUCGCGGAUCGAGAGCAUCGAGAACGAUGGCAGGGUUUACAACUUCGCGGCCGGGCCGGCGACGCUGCCCGCCAAUGUGGUGAAGAAGGCGCAGCAGGAUCUCUACAACUGGCAGGGCUGUGGGAUGAGCAUCAUGGAGAUGAGCCACCGGGGGAAAGAAUUUCUUUCCGUGAUCCAAAAGGCCGAGGCAGAUCUUCGAGCGCUGCUGGCCAUUCCAGACAACUACGAGGUCCUCUUCUUGCAAGGCGGGGCUUCCACGCUCUUCUCGGCUAUCCCGCUCAACCUUUGCUCGCCGGAGGACACUGCCGACUUCAUCGUCACGGGCUCCUGGGGCGACAAAGCUUACAAGGAAGCGCAGAAGUACUGCAAGGCGAAUCUCGCGUGGAGCGGCAAGGCCACCAAGUACACCUCCAUUCCAUCGUCAGGGUCGGAGCUCAAGCUCACUCCAGGUGCCAAGUUCGUCCAUGUCUGCACCAACGAGACGAUCCACGGAGUGGAAUUCAAGGACUGGUAUCCGGCGGUCGGGGAGGGGACGAUCCUGGUGGCGGACAUGUCCUCCAACUUCUGCUCCAAGCCGGUGGAUGUGUCCAAGUUCGGGGUGAUCUACGCCGGCGCGCAGAAGAACGUCGGGCCGUCCGGGGUGACGAUCGCGAUUGUGAGGAAGGACUUGGUGGGCGGUGCGCAGCCGAUCACUCCCGUCAUGCUCGACUUCAAGACGCACGCCGACAACAAGUCGCUCUACAACACGCCGCCGUGCUUCGCCAUCUAUAUGUGCGGGCUUGUUUUCGAGGACCUCCUCCACCAGGGCGGGCUGGAAGCCAUAGCCAGGAAGAACAAUGACAAGGCCGAGAUCUUGUACCGGGCCAUCGAUGGCAGCGACGGUUUCUACAAGUGCCCGGUGGAGGCAUCGGUGAGGUCGGUGAUGAACGUUCCUUUCACCAUGGCGUCGCCGGAGAUGGAGGCCGCGUUUGUCAAGGAGGCUGCUGGCAAAGGGAUGGUGCAGCUCAAGGGGCAUCGCUCGGUUGGGGGCGUGAGAGCGUCCAUCUACAACGCCAUGCCCAGGGCGGGCGUGGAGAAGCUGGUGGCGCUCAUGAAGGAUUUCCAGGCAAGGCAUCAGGCCAAGUAAACUCCUUUUUCGGCAUUCUGCAUUCUCUUUUCACCCUUGCAACUUUAAGCUAAAUAAUGAUAAUGAAUUGUUUUGAUCGUUAACAAAUUAGCAUGGCACAAACAAAAUGUGUAUCGUUCAUUUAAAUUUGAUUGAUUGAAUGUUGCUUUGAGUA